Messenger RNA from Corythoichthys intestinalis (scribbled pipefish), 1236 nucleotides. RefSeq names its product transmembrane 4 L6 family member 5-like. The transcript has 4 exons. Lineage: Eukaryota; Metazoa; Chordata; Actinopteri; Syngnathiformes; Syngnathidae. Gene Ontology annotation, cellular component: membrane. Bases 777 to 1202 code for a protein of 141 amino acids. The record is from RefSeq and is a predicted model, not a curated record.
AAAUCAUGGAAUUUUAGUUGUAUCAAAUGUGAUACAUUUGGCAAUAAAGGUUUUAAGUGCUGCUGCCUUUUAGUGGAUAAAUGAGGGGCAGCAUUUUGUGUGUAAGCUACUUCAUAUGCUGGUUGCAGUACUGCUGACCACUUCAUUAAGUCUGUGUUCGGGCCAGACGUUAUUAAUUUUAUGAAAGAGGCUGGGGGCCGGAUGAAAUUUGACCACGGGCCACAUUUGGCCCCCGGGCCGGACUUUGGACAUGUCUGCUCUAUAGCAUUUAAAAUGGCUUUUAUCGGCCAAUAUCGGAUAAUAUCGGACACUUUUAUUAAAGUGUGAAUGGAAUUUACUUUGGAUAGUUAGAUAUAUAGAAAUACUUUAGUGCCACUCUGUGAUGAAAUGACAAUGAUUAAUGUAGUUGAACUUCCUCUCAACCUAAUAUUGACUUGUUUUACUGGCCAUGAGUCAGGGCGGUAAAAUUAGUUACCUAUUGCAAUGCACAUGUGCACUGGACAAAACAAGGAUUGUCUCCAUUAAUAUGAGUCACAUUUUCUUCUGCUGCCUAUCCCAGAUUUUGUUUGUCCAUGGUAUCUGCAUGUCAUUCCACCUCCCACACCCUUACACCAGUCAGAGAGCGCACAUACAAGUACACAGGCUUUUACCCUGCUAAGGUCAGUGGCCUCACUUGUAGGGGGAAGGAGGAACCAGCUACCAACAUCCUGAACGGGGAUUUUCUUUUUUUUUUUUCUUCUUUGUUUCCUCAACAGUAGCAAUUUCACUCUGACAACAUGUGCACCGGAACAUGCUCUCGUUGCAUUGCUGUGACUUUGUACCCACUGGCGCUCAUAUCCAUUAUUUGUAACAUAGUAUUGUUCUUUCCUGAUGGGGACAUCAAGUAUGCUAAAGAUGGACAUAUUACGGAGGAGGUGAAAUACAUGGGAGGACUUAUCGCUGGGGGAGUAAUGGUCUUGCUACCAGCACUUUAUAUCCAUCUGACAGGUAAACAAGGAUGCUGUGGAAAUCGCUGUGGUAUGUUCUUAUCUAUUGCAUUUGCUGCAGUGGGUGUGGCCGGCGCCUUGUACAGUUUGUGUGUGGCAGCACUUGGUUUGAAAAACGGCCCACUUUGUAAAGUCGUCCUGGUAUGGACAACGCCUUUCAAAGACAGUUUUGCCCUAAGAAGAAAAAUAAAUGGCUCCCAUGAAUCCUCAUACUAGAUGUGAUGUCUCUCUUUUGGAGCAUGAAAGUAGG